Messenger RNA from Closterium sp. Naga37s-1, 4305 nucleotides. The record is from the annotation of a GenBank genome assembly. Lineage: Eukaryota; Viridiplantae; Streptophyta; Zygnematophyceae; Desmidiales; Closteriaceae.
AUGAGCCCGCGUUUUCUCUCGGCGCGGCGUCGCUGGCGCACGGCGGAAGCAGCAGCAGCAGCCGCAAGGUGCAUCCCCGCGGAGCCGCUUUUUCCGCCAACGGUUACCACCACUGUAACCACUGUAGCAAUCGGUGUGGUAACCACCAUUGUGGUUACAACUGUGGCAGCAGCAGCACGGGCAGCAGAGGGGCCGGCACCCCUGUCGCGUGUAACAGUAACUUGGGCAGCUUUAACGGUUCCAGCUGUAGCGGCGCCAGCUGUAGCAGGGGUAGCGACGGGACAGGAUUACUCGGCGCAGGUAUUACCAGCAGUAGUGGCAGCGGCAGCGCCAUUGGUGGUCGGGGCGAUUGUAACGGCGCAAAUGACGCUGACACGGCCACGUCAGCAGCGCUGCAUCGGCAGCCCCUUCCCCGGAAGCAGCGCGCACAGCUGCGGGGGAGGCGCAGGUGGGGGAAGCAGCGGGGGGAUUGGCGGGGGAAGCGGCGGGGGGAGCGGGGGAAGCGGGGGGAGUAGCGGGCCGGUGGUGUCUGUAGCAUAUGCGCUGAACGUGCUGGGGGUGCGCGGACCUAGGCGCAUUCUCUGCACUCUGCACCAGGUCCCCGCGGGCGCGGCGGUCACUGGCGGAGGGGGAAGCGGGGCGGCAGGCGCGGGGCGAGGCGCAGGAGGGAAGGCGGGGAGAGGAACGGGGGAGGAAGCGGGGGGGGGAAGGGGGGAGGGGAGGUCGUUGGCAAGGGGGGCAAGUGGGGGGAGUGGGCGGGGAUGGGGGGACGCUUCCGCGGUAGCGGAGGCAGCGGGGGAGGCAGCGGCGGAGGGGGCCAGGCGGGCAGCUGCUGCGGCAGCUGAUGUUGCUGGCACCGCCGCCGCUGCUUUAGGCUUAGAUCCCGUUAUAGGCACGUCCGAUAUAGGCACGUUACGAAGCCCGCGUCCUGCCACCCUUCCUCCCGUUACAACCUCUGAUAGAAGCUCCGUUUCAACUCCUCCCGUUACAGUUCCCCCUAGCACCCCUCCCCCUGCUACCCCUUCCCCCGCAACUGCUGCCGUCCUAGCCGCUGGUGCUGCCGCUGCUGCCGCCACCUCCCCGCUCCUCUCCUCCCUCUUCCAUUCCAACCGCUAUAGUCACACUCGCUACAGUAACCACUCGUGCGAUCUCCCAGAGGAACAAAAAUCGGAUGAGCAAGCACCUGGCCAAUCCCAGCCUCCCACGUGUACCUCCUCUUUCACCCCUUCCCCGCUUCCCCGCCCCUCCUGGCCCUCAUCCCCCGCUUCUUCCCCCGCCGCCGCCCACCCAGCUGGCGCAACCUCCGCCCCGCCCCACUUCCCCGCCCCUUCCGCCCUCCACUCCCCCGCUUCCCCCCCUGACGUGCUAAUUGCCCCCACAGGCUCCUCCGCUUCUCCCUCCCCUUCCGCUUCCGCCUCAGCCGCUCCCCCCUGCCCCGCUUCCGCCUUCCCCCCUUGCUUGGAGCUUCCCUCUUCCGCGCUGUCUUCCGCCUCCCCCGCCGCCCGUUCUUGCGCAUACAGGCUCAAGAGUGGGGAAGAGAUGGGUGCGGGAGAGAGCAUGGGGAGCAGUGGUAAGGAGGAGAGCGAUGAGCAGCAGAGCAUGCGAGAGGAGGGUGUGGAAGAAGGGGGGCAGUGGGAGAAGAAGAGUCAAGAGGAGAGCAGUCCGGAGGACGGGAGUUUAGAGGAGGGGAAUCAGCAGGAGGAGUGUGGGGAUUGGCCGACAGACGGCGCGUGUGAGCAGCAGGAGAGCAGUGGAGAGGGAAGGAGUGAGCAGGAGGGCAAUCAGGCUGCGACUCCCCCAUUUGCUGCUUCGUCUGCCCCGUCUCUUGCCGCCCUUCCUGCUGCUCCUUCUGCUUCUGCUGCUCCUUCCCCUGCUGCUGCGCCUCCUGCUUUCAAUGCAGAGGCAGAUGCGGAGGGUGACACUGAGGGUGACUUAGCAUCAGUGAAGAAUUUUCAGCUGAUAGAGGGGGGCGGGCCGGGGAACGACUCGGACAAGCCGGUGCUGCUGCAGUUCGGGAAGAUUGGCAAGGACACUUUUACUAUGGACUACAGAUAUCCACUCACGGCCUUCCAGAUUGGCAAGGACACGUUCACCAUGGACUACAGAUACCCGCUUACUGCCUUCCAGAUCACGACCGGCGCAGGGGGAGGGUUGGGGGAAGGGGGAAGCGCAGGGGGGGCGGAGGCUCCGGAAGGUGCGGCAGCGAGCGCUGCUGCUGGCGGAAAGGUUGGCGGAAGGACUGGCGGAGGGGUUGGCGGAGGGGCGGGAGGAAGCGCGGGCGGGGGGAAAUCCGCGGGCGGAAGGAAGCGGAGGGGCGGGGUGGCGGUGGGUCUGGCGGACUUGGAGCAGGGGCGGGGGUGGGAAUGGGAGGAAUGGGAGGAGGUGGGAGGAGGGGUGGGAGGAGCUGCAGCAGGGACAACGGAAGCUGAGGCGAAGGCUCUAGCGUUUAGGGAUAGACUGGUGGAGUAUAAUCGCACGUCGGCCCAACGGACGGUUGUGAUCGACGAUCAGAGUGACUAUUUCAAAUCGAACGGUGCAGAUGGGGAUGGGGACGCUUGGCUGACGAAUGAGGAGAGGGAGAUUUUGAGGAGGAGAGAGGAGGAGAGGGAGAGGGAGGAGGAGGAGAGGAGGAGGAGGGUGGUUGUUACACUCGAUCUGAUUGGUCGACGGGUUCUCGUGGCAGAUAGCCCUGGGGCUGACGUGGCAAGGGGUGGAGCUGACGUGGCAGGGUCUGAGGGAGCCAAACCAGGGCAGGAAGGUUCUGAGAAGCAGACAAAGGGUGCAAGUGGGGGGGCGAGUGGGAGGCGAGGGGGAGGUAGAACUGGUGUAGGGAGUAUCUUCCUGAUGGGGGGCCAAAAUGACAAGGGGCAAGGAGACAUGGAGCAAGGAGAGAGGGACCAGAUCCCAACAAUGAAGCAGGAAGUGGUUUCAGGGAUAAAAGUGCUUAUAAAAGGGGAAGGUGGCGGAGGAGGAGGUUCGGCAGCGGGUGGUUUGGGCCGAACCCGGCUCAUGCCAAGCCCGAACCUCCCAAUUGCAGCUCCCGUGUUUGUUAAACCAAGCAGUGCUAACAGUAGUAGCAAUGGUGCUAGUGGUACUGGUGGUGCUGCUGUUGCUGGUGGUGCUGCUGCUGGUGGUGCUAGUUCAAAUGAGGCAACUGGGCAAGGCAAGAAGGGCGGCAAGGGGAAGAAGGGGCAGCAGGAGCAGCAGCACGUGAAGGAGCAGGAGAGUGACAGAAGGAGAGGUGCUUAUAAGGAGGGCAUGGCGAGGCUUCAGCAUGAUUCCCCACUGAUGGAAGCUAUGAGGGAGAUAGAGGAGGAGGUGGGGGGGAGGAGCGGGGGGGGCGGGAACAGAAGGAUUGACAAGGAGAGGGGUUCGAGAGGAGGUGAGGUGGGGAAUCAAGGAGUGGGGUAUAGAGGAGUGAUUGGGGGAGGGACGGCAGGAGGGGGAUUGGAUUCUCGGGAGAAUCGGGAUAGGGACGGCCCGUGUGGCAUCCCUGCUGACCUGGCGGGGCUUGCUGACCUGGCAGACGAUGAAGCUGACGUGGAUGGGAGGUUUGACAUCUGUGUACAGACGGAUCAGCGGGGAGGGCUGCUGAGAGGAGUGGGAGGAGCGGGAGGAGUGAGGGGGUCUGAAGCUGGUAUUGAUGGAGGGAGAGGGGGAGUGUUGCAGGAUGGAAUGCUUGAGAUUGUGAAGGAGUGCCGUCGCCUUGGCCUGGGGCCGGGAGGAUUUUACCGCCCGAAAUUUCUCAACGGCGGGCAGAUGAAACUUCACAUGAUGUGUCUUGGGCAGCAGCACUGGGAGCCAAAUCUCCGAACCUACCAGCCCCGCCGAACCUAUGUAGAUGAUGCCAAACCUCCCGCUCUCCCCCUCUCCAUCUCUUCCCUUGCUGUACAAGCCGUUUCUGCUGCCCAAACUGCUGUCCGAGCCGCCUCGGGCAGCAGCAACAAAAGCAUCCUCCCGGACAUGACCCCCUCGGUCUGCAUCGCAAACUUUUACUCUCCCCGGCGCGGAGCCCUCGGCAUGCAUCAGGACAAGGACGAGCCGCCCGCAUCGAUCCGCCGGGGGGCGCCAGUCGUCUCCUUCUCCGUGGGAGACUCGGCGGAUUUCCUAUUCGGGUGGCAAAGAGACCCGGAGAAAGCAGCGAAGGUGGUUCUAGAAUCAGGAGAUGUGGUGGUGUUUGGGGGCCCGUCCCGGUUGAUGUUCCAUGGCGUGCCAUGUGUGCAUGGCGGGACGGCGCCUGAUUGGUUGGCUCAGGAGACCGGGCUGCGGCCGGGCAGGCUUAAUCUGACGGUCAGGGAGUUGUAG